Paramecium tetraurelia is the source of this 490-nucleotide messenger RNA. RefSeq lists its product as uncharacterized. NCBI's taxonomy places the organism in Eukaryota, Ciliophora, Oligohymenophorea, Peniculida, Parameciidae. The record is from RefSeq and is a predicted model, not a curated record. Gene Ontology annotation, biological process: proton motive force-driven ATP synthesis. Gene Ontology annotation, molecular function: ADP binding; proton-transporting ATP synthase activity, rotational mechanism; ATP binding. The transcript is spliced from 3 exons.
AUGGAAAUGGAUCAUUAACUGCCUUACCAGUUAUUUGAAACAUAAGCUGGUGAUGUCUCAGCCUAUAUUCCAACCAACGUUAUUUCUAUUACCGACGGAUAAAUUUUCUUGGAAACAGAAUUGUUCUUCAAGGGUAUUAGACCAGCUAUCAAUGUCGGUUUGUCAGUGUCAAGAGUCGGAUCAGCUGCUUAAAUUAAAGCUAUGAAGACAGUCGCUGGUAGACUUAAGUUAGAAUUGGCUUAAUACAGAGAAGUCGCUGCAUUUGCCCAAUUUGGUUCAGAUUUGGAUGCUGCCACAUAAUAAUUAUUAAACAGAGGUGCCUAAUUAACCGAAAUUGCUUAAAUAAAAAUAAUACGUCCCAAUGUGUGCUGAAGAAUAAGUUUGUGUUAUUUAUGCUGGUGUCAGAGGAUUUUUGGAUAAAGUAUAAACUUCAGAAAUCGCUAAAUUCGAAGAGAAAUUCCUCACUCAUCUCAGAACAAAUUACCCAGCU